CAGAGGUGGAGCAACACUGAGACAGGAGAGUCAUAACUUCACAGAAACGAAAGGUAAAGUUAGUGUGAGCAGAGCUGCAGUCCAGACCGUCUCUCUGUUCCUCUCUGAAGAAACAACUGAAUCCAGCAGCUUCUUCUCAGCCACAGCCGAACACUGAGUGUAGACAUGUCUGCUGCCAGCUGUCUGCUGUCUGAAGAUCAGUUCCUGUGCUCCAUCUGUCUGGAUGUGUUCACUGAUCCAGUCAGCAUACCAUGUGGACACAACUUCUGUAAAGCCUGCAUCACUCAACACUGGGACACUAAAGUCCCCUAUCAGUGUCCCAACUGUAAAGAGGUUUUCAACAUAAAGCCUGAGCUGCGCGUAAACACCUUCAUCUCUGAGAUGGCUGCUCAGUUCAGACAGUCAGCUCAACAGAAAGCCAGCAGCAGCAGCUCAGAGCAACAAGCUGUCCAACCAGGAGAAGUUCCCUGUGACGUCUGCACUGGAACCAGACUGAAGGCCCUGAAGUCCUGCAUGGUGUGUCUGGCCUCCUACUGUGAGACUCACCUGGAGCCUCACCUGACAGCUUCACGUCUGAAAAGACAUCAGCUGAUCGACCCUGUGGAGAACCUGGAAGGCAGGAUGUGUGUGAACCAUGAUAAACUGCUGGAGCUGUUCUGUAAGACCGACCAGGUGUGUGUCUGCAUGCUCUGCACUGUUUUAGACCACAAGACCCAUGAUGUGGUUCCUCUGAAAGAAGGAUAUGAAGGAAAGAAGGCUGAGCUGGGGAAGACAGAGGCUGAAACUCAGCAGAUGAUCCAGAAGAGACGCCUGAAGAUUCAGGAGAUGAAACGCUCAGUGGAGCUCAGUAAGGAAGCAGCAGACAGAGAGAUAGCAGGUGGUGUUCAGGUCUUCACCGCUCUGAAGGAGUCUGUUGAGAGAAGCCAGGCCGAGCUCAUCGUCACCAUCAGAGAGAAGCAGAGAGAGACAGAGGAACAGGCUGAAGGCUUCAUCAAAGAGCUGGAACAGGAGAUCUCUGAGCUGGAGAAGAGAAGCACUGAGGUGGAGCUGCUGUCCCGCUCUGAAGACCAGCUCCACCUCCUCCAAAGCUUCACCUCCCUGAACGCUGCUCCACCCACCAAGGACUGGACAGGAGUCAGGGUCCGUCCACCUUCAUAUGAGGGGACUGUGGUGAGAGCUGUGACUCAGCUGGAGGAGACGCUCAGUGAACAGAUGAAGAAGCUGCUGGAGGUCGAGCUGAAGAGGGUCCAGCAGUAUGAGGUGGAUGUGACUCUGGAUCCUGAUACAGCACAUCCCAACCUCAUCCUGUCUGAUGAUGGAAAACAAGUUAAACAUGGUGAUGUGAGGAAGAAUCUCCCAGACAAUCCAGAGAGAUUUGAUAUUGUGUAUGUCUUAGCAAAGCAGAGUUUCUCUUCAGGUAGAUUUUAUUACGAGGUUCAGGUUAAAGGAAAGACUAAGUGGACUUUAGGAGUGGCCAGAGAGUCGAUCAACAGGAAGGGAGAGAUCUCACUGUCUCCUCAGGAUGGUUACUGGACGAUAUUGUUGAGGAAUGGAAAUGAGUACGAAGCUUGUGCUGAUCCUUCAGUCAGUCUCUCUCUGAAGUCUCAGCCUGAGAAGGUGGGGGUGUUUGUGGAUCAUGAGGAGGGUCUGCUCUCCUUUUAUGAUGUUGAUGCUGCAGCUCUGAUCUACUCCUUCACUGGCUGCUGCUUCACUGAGAAACUCUACCCAUUCUUUUGCCCUUGUCUCAACGAUGGUGGUGAAAACUCUGCUCCUCUGAUCAUCUCUCCUGUCAAUCACACCGAGUAGAACAACCAUUUAGUUUCAUUCAUCAAGACUCUCUAUCAUUUCAUGUUAAACAGAGUUUUUGGGGAUAGACCUGAUUCAAUGUUCUCCAGAUGUGUUUACUGUGAAUGUUUUCGUUGCUACGACAACAGCACACCAAUCUCACCAGAUAUAGAAAUGAUCUGAUGAACACCUCCUGCCUUUGAGACUCUAAUAUCAUCUUAAAAUAUUCAAAAUGAGAAGCUUUUGUCUUUCCUGACAUCUCUUUGUGGCAAAUCUAACUCUGUUAUUCUGUAACUAUUGUAUAUACAGGACAUGGUGCAUCAUGGCUCACAUACUGAAGAGCAUUUGAUGAAUAAGACCAAAAUAAAGAAGUGUAAUCCUUUUCCUUUUGGAACCAACAACAGAGCAUUGUAGUGUGCUGAAGUUAUUCUGCUGAUGUAUUAAUAAUGGCACCAAACAAUAUGAUGAAGAACACCAUGAGCUGUUCUCAGAGGAGCUGAACAUCCUCUGCACAGCUGAGAGAGUGUAGCAGGAAGUGAACCGUGAUGUUGUGUUGAUAAGGUUUUGGGCUGUGUGUGAACAGCUGAUUAGAACUCUUAACCUGUGCUACGUCAGAAGGGACAUCUGAGGACACAUUUACAGAGAGACGUCAUUUACUCACAGCUAUGUUUCAUAACUCUGUUCUCUGACCGGUCUCUCUUCUAAUGUAUUUGGUUCUUUGGUAUUUUCUCUUUGAAUUAUUUUGGUGUCAUGUUGAAAUCCUGAAUGUAAUUAAACCCCUACUCAUCCAGUACAAAUACAAGUACACAAAACA
Molecule: messenger RNA, 2599 nt
Organism: Eleginops maclovinus (Patagonian blennie)
Lineage: Eukaryota; Metazoa; Chordata; Actinopteri; Perciformes; Eleginopidae
Product: E3 ubiquitin-protein ligase TRIM21-like
Molecular function (GO): protein binding; zinc ion binding
Source: RefSeq, a predicted model, not a curated record